This is a messenger RNA of Didymella exigua CBS 183.55, 559 nucleotides long. RefSeq lists its product as uncharacterized. Lineage: Eukaryota; Fungi; Ascomycota; Dothideomycetes; Pleosporales; Didymellaceae. The record is from RefSeq and is a predicted model, not a curated record. The transcript is spliced from 2 exons. The annotation marks the transcript as partial.
UGCCAAGACACUAAGUUAAGAUUUUUUGCUAGGGCUCUAGCAGCCUAAAUAUUAGAAAAUACAAGAAUAUUAUUCAAGAAUAGUAGGUAAACUAAGAAUUCUAUGCCUAGGCCUGCCUGUUCUGCACUGCAGCUGAUGUGUUGUGUGCUGGCGCAGCUGCAGCUGCCAUGGUGUGCUGUCGCAACUUCAAAACACAAACCUUCAACAAACAAACCUUCAACACUCUAUAACUCGCGUUGUAGUAGGCCUACAACAAUAAUUUUUUGCUUAUUUUAAAGCUACAAUUUCGCUCUAUCUGUGCAUGAAAUUUCGCAAUUUUUAAAUAUUUAAUACUAGUACUAGCAGAACUAAGGGUAGCCAUGCAACGACGUUGCAAUGUUGUUUUAAGUUUAUUAAAUAUAGGCACUUAGCGUUUUGGCUGUUAGCAACGUUGGCGCGAAAUUAGGGCUGUUGGGCGCAAAUUGGGGCCGUUGGGGCCGUUGAACAGCUGUUGCACGACCAUGCCACGACUGUCAGCAACAGCCAGUCUAGGCCGGAUUUCGAAAAACUUUUCCUGAUG